Molecule: messenger RNA, 381 nt
Organism: Achroia grisella
Lineage: Eukaryota; Metazoa; Arthropoda; Insecta; Lepidoptera; Pyralidae
Product: protein GVQW3-like
Exons: 1
Coding region: 1-381 (126 amino acids)
Source: RefSeq, a predicted model, not a curated record
AUGAUUUUUUAUGACUUUCGAUGUCAUCUAAGUCAACAAGAAAGUUAUGAUAGACUACGAUUGGUCUUCCACGAUGAAGCCCCGUCUCAUGCCACUGUUUACAACUGGUUUAAUGAGUUUAAACGUGGUCGCACUAAUUUCACCGAUGAUUUGCGUGAGGGACGGCCUCCUACGGCGACAACCGAAGAUAACAUCAGUGUUGUGCGGCGUAUGAUAGAGACUGACAAAAGAGUGACCUAUCAGCAGAUCCGGGCAAGCUUAAGGAUUGGUAUGAGUCAAGUGCACAAAAUCCUCCAUGAACAUUUGGCGGUCAGGAAGCCUUGUGCCCGGUGGAUACUUCAUAAUUUCACUGAGGCUCAAAAACUCCGUCGGGUUGAUUAG